UACAUGUCAGAUGUUAAUGCUAGAAUACGGUUUAUUAUUUGUAUCACAGGGAUAUACAUAUACACUGUGGGUUAGAAAAGAAGUGGUUAAGGUGUUGGAAAGACGUUGCAAAUACGCUCAUCAAAUUUUUGGAAAUAAAACAUGUAUGCUCUUGAAGAUGAUCAAUAUGAUGAUGAGGAUGCCGAAGAGAUUUCAUCAAAACUUUGGCAAGAAGCAUGCUGGAUUGUUAUUAAUGCUUAUUUUGAUGAGAAAGGUCUUGUACGACAACAACUUGACAGUUUUGAUGAAUUCAUUGAAAUGUCUGUUCAAAGAAUUGUUGAAGAUUCACCCCAAAUUGAUUUACAAGCAGAGGCACAACAUACUUCUGGUGAAAUAGAAAAUCCAGUUAGACAUUUAUUGAAAUUUGAGCAGAUUUACUUAUCUAAACCUACUCAUUGGGAGAAAGAUGGUGCUCCAUCUCCUAUGAUGCCUAAUGAGGCAAGACUUCGAAAUUUAACAUAUUCAGCACCAUUGUAUGUUGAUAUAACUAAAACAAUUGUAAAAGAUGGAGAAGAUCCUAUUGAAACACAGCAUCAGAAAACAUUUAUAGGAAAAAUUCCAAUUAUGUUGAGGUCAAAAUAUUGUUUACUUGCUGGUUUAUCUGAUCGUGACUUAACAGAAUUAAACGAAUGUCCAUUAGACCCUGGAGGUUAUUUUAUUAUUAAUGGAUCAGAAAAAGUACUUAUUGCACAGGAAAAGAUGGCAACAAAUACAGUUUAUGUUUUCAGUAUGAAAGAUGGUAAAUAUGCGUAUAAAUCAGAAAUUAGAUCUUGCUUAGAACAUAGUUCACGUCCCACAUCUACAUUGUGGAUUAACAUGAUGGCAAAAAGUGGGGCUAGUAUCAAAAAAUCUGCCAUAGGACAACGUAUUAUCGCAAUUAUACCAUAUAUUAAACAAGAAAUUCCUAUUAUGAUUGUGUUUAGAGCACUUGGAUUUGUAGCUGAUCGUGAUAUUUUAGAACAUAUCAUAUAUGAUUUUGAUGAUCCUGAAAUGAUGGAAAUGGUGAAACCUUCUUUAGAUGAAGCUUUUGUAAUACAAGAACAAAACGUUGCUUUGAAUUUCAUUGGUACUAGAGGUGCAAGACCUGGAGUAACAAAAGAAAAACGUAUUAAAUAUGCCAGGGAAAUAUUACAGAAAGAAAUGCUUCCACAUGUAGGCAUAAGUGAUUUCUGUGAAACUAAAAAAGCAUACUUCCUUGGUUAUAUGGUACAUAGAUUACUCUCAGCAUCUCUUGGCAGAAGGGAAUUAGAUGAUCGAGAUCACUACGGCAAUAAAAGAUUGGAUUUAGCCGGUCCACUAUUGGCAUUUUUAUUUAGAGGAUUAUUUAAAAAUUUGAUGAAAGAAGUGCGAUUGUAUGCACAGAAAUUUAUAGACAGAGGGAAGGACUUCAACCUUGAGCUUGCUAUAAAAACUAAAAUUAUUACAGAUGGUUUAAGAUAUUCACUUGCAACAGGUAAUUGGGGAGAUCAAAAGAAAGCUCAUCAAGCUAGAGCUGGUGUAUCACAAGUAUUAAACAGAUUGACAUUUGCAUCAACACUAUCUCAUUUAAGGAGAGUAAAUUCUCCAAUUGGAAGAGACGGAAAACUAGCUAAACCUCGUCAGUUACAUAAUACCCUAUGGGGUAUGCUAUGUCCAGCAGAAACCCCUGAAGGUGCUGCUGUAGGUUUGGUAAAAAAUUUGGCAUUAAUGGCUUAUAUCAGUGUUGGAUCUCAACCUUCUCCGAUUCUUGAAUUCUUGGAAGAAUGGUCUAUGGAAAAUUUAGAAGAAAUUGCACCAAGUGCAAUAGCUGAUGCAACAAAAAUAUUUGUAAAUGGUUGUUGGGUUGGUAUUCAUAGAGAUCCAGAUCAGUUAAUGGCUACUUUGCGUAAAUUGAGAAGGCAGAUGGACAUCAUUGUAUCUGAAGUGUCUAUGAUCAGAGAUAUUAGAGAUCGUGAAAUCAGGAUAUAUACAGAUGCAGGAAGAAUUAGUAGGCCUUUAUUAAUUGUAGAAGGGCAAAACCUUUUGUUAAAGAAAAGACAUAUUGAUAUGUUGAAGGAAAGAGAUUACAAUAAUGAUGGAUGGCAAGAAUUAGUUGGUAGUGGUGUUGUUGAGUAUAUUGAUACUUUAGAAGAAGAAACUGUUAUGAUUGCUAUGUCACCUGAGGAUCUGAGACAGGAAAAAGAAUAUGCUUAUUGUACAACAUAUACACAUUGUGAAAUUCAUCCAGCAAUGAUUUUGGGAGUCUGUGCAUCGAUCAUUCCAUUCCCUGAUCAUAAUCAGAGUCCAAGAAAUACUUACCAAAGUGCUAUGGGUAAACAAGCUAUGGGAGUAUACAUUACAAAUUUCCAUGUUCGAAUGGAUACCUUGGCACAUGUGCUAUAUUAUCCUCAUAAACCUUUAGUUACAACAAGAUCCAUGGAAUACCUUAGAUUUCGUGAAUUACCGGCUGGAAUUAAUAGUAUAGUUGCUAUAUUGUGUUACACCGGUUACAAUCAAGAAGACAGUGUUAUUUUGAAUGCUAGUGCUGUUGAAAGAGGAUUCUUCCGAUCUGUAUUUUAUAGAUCUUACAAAGAUUCUGAAUCUAAGCGAAUCGGCGAUCAAGAAGAACAAUUUGAAAAACCUACACGACAGACGUGUCAAGGGAUGCGUAACGCUAUUUAUGAUAAAUUGGAUGAUGAUGGAAUUAUUGCUCCUGGAAUUCGAGUAUCUGGAGAUGAUGUAGUUAUAGGUAAAACUAUUACUCUGCCAGAAGCUGAUGAUGAGUUGGAUAGUACAACAAAACGCUUUACAAAACGGGAUGCUUCAACCUUCUUACGUAACAGUGAAACUGGUAUAGUAGAUCAAGUGAUGUUGACUUUAAAUAGUGAAGGAUAUAAAUUCUGUAAAAUACGAGUACGUAGCGUUCGUAUACCACAAAUUGGUGAUAAGUUCGCUUCACGUCACGGACAAAAGGGUACUUGUGGAAUUCAGUAUAGACAAGAAGAUAUGCCAUUUUCAUGCGAAGGACUUACACCAGACAUAAUAAUUAAUCCUCACGCUAUUCCAUCACGUAUGACCAUUGGUCACUUGAUUGAAUGUAUCCAGGGAAAAGUGUCAGCUAAUAAAGGUGAAAUUGGUGAUGCUACGCCGUUUAAUGAUGCUGUAAAUGUACAAAAAAUUUCUACACUUUUGCAAGAAUAUGGAUAUCAACUAAGAGGAAAUGAAGUUAUGUACAAUGGCCACACGGGCCGCAAGAUAAACGCUCAAGUAUUUUUAGGUCCAACUUAUUAUCAGCGUUUGAAGCACAUGGUAGACGAUAAAAUUCACAGCAGAGCUCGAGGUCCGGUACAAAUUUUAGUCAGACAGCCUAUGGAAGGUAGAGCAAGAGAUGGUGGUUUGCGAUUUGGUGAAAUGGAACGUGAUUGCCAGAUUUCCCAUGGAGCUGCACAAUUUUUAAGAGAACGUUUAUUUGAAGUCUCAGAUCCGUAUCGGAUACACAUAUGUAAUUUCUGUGGUUUAAUUGCAAUAGCAAAUUUAAGAAAUAAUACAUUUGAAUGUAAGGGAUGUAAAAACAAAACACAAAUUUCUCAAGUUAGAUUACCGUAUGCAGCCAAGUUACUUUUCCAAGAACUUAUGGCAAUGAAUAUCGCACCUCGAUUAAUGGUAGCAUAAAUAUUGAUAUAUUUAUUAUCCUAGUAUUACGUACUUUAUAUUUUAACAUCGUAAUCGAAUAAACGGGUUUAAUAUAAUAAACAUUAAACUUUGUAUCGACAUAAUUCAUACGACUUGUAUAAUACGUUUUAUUUAAAAUUGUAAAAAGAAAAGUAUAUUACCCUAUAUAUCGAACAUAUGGGCAUGUAAAAUAAGUCAGUUUAAUUUAGCAAUAACUCUUAUAUUUUGGAAAACACAUUUAUUUGAAAAUAUUAAAUACAUACAUACAUACUAAAACUUGUACAAUGUGAUUGUAACUUAUUAAAAUUUUAAAUUACA
Messenger RNA from Osmia bicornis bicornis, 3987 nucleotides. It is a transcript of the gene RpII140, whose product is annotated as DNA-directed RNA polymerase II subunit RPB2. NCBI's taxonomy places the organism in Eukaryota, Metazoa, Arthropoda, Insecta, Hymenoptera, Megachilidae. Gene Ontology annotation, cellular component: RNA polymerase II, core complex. Gene Ontology annotation, molecular function: DNA binding; DNA-directed RNA polymerase activity; ribonucleoside binding. Gene Ontology annotation, biological process: DNA-templated transcription. The transcript is spliced from 5 exons. The coding region runs from base 142 to 3669 and encodes 1175 amino acids. The record is from RefSeq and is a predicted model, not a curated record.